Messenger RNA from Eucalyptus grandis, 2281 nucleotides. RefSeq names its product probable L-type lectin-domain containing receptor kinase S.5. Gene Ontology annotation, cellular component: plasma membrane. Gene Ontology annotation, biological process: protein phosphorylation. NCBI's taxonomy places the organism in Eukaryota, Viridiplantae, Streptophyta, Magnoliopsida, Myrtales, Myrtaceae. Gene Ontology annotation, molecular function: ATP binding; protein kinase activity; carbohydrate binding. The record is from RefSeq and is a predicted model, not a curated record.
CUUCCUCCUCCUUUUUCAUCGUCUUCUUGAAUCAUCAAGCUUCCAUGAAAUGGGCCGAGCUCUAGCGCCUCUCCCGGCGAACCCCACCUCCCUCUCUCUCCUCCUCCUCCUCCUCCUCCUCCUACAUCUCUUCUCCCCAUUACAGCCCGUCGAAGCGCUGGGUUUCCAGUUCGGCACCUUCAAUCCCUCCACCGACUACGACACCUUGGCCGCCAUCGGUCCGGCUGUCAUCAACAAAAAUGCCCUUCAGGUCACCCCCGACUCCAUAGGCAACGUCAUCCUCACGAACCAAUCCGGCAGGAUCCUCUACAAGCAGGGCUUCAAGCUCUGGGACGGCCCCCCUGAAGCCCCCACCAAGGUCGCCUCCUUCAACACCUCCUUCGUCAUCAACAUCUCCCCGAUCAAGAACGGUACCCCUGGCGAGGGCCUGGCCUUCAUCGUCGCGCCGGACCAGAACCUCCCGGCGGGGAGCUUCGGAGGCUACCUCGGGCUCACCAACGCCACCACCGACGGCCACGCCAGCAACCACCUCCUGGCCGUCGAGUUCGACACCUUCAAACAGGACUAUGACCCGGACGCGAACCACAUUGGCCUCGACAUCAACUCGGUCGUGUCCAACCAGACCAUCCCGCUGGCGGACCAUGGCUUCGACCUCGCUCCGAACAGCACCAUAUUCUUCCACGUGUGGAUCGAAUACGAUGGUGGCCAGAAUCUCAUGGAGGUCUACAUGAUCGACGAGGAUGGGUCCACCCCGACGAAGCCCAAGCCGGCGUCCCCAAUCAUGACGGCAAACCUCGACAUGAGCAAGGUGGUGAACCAGAAUUCCUACUUCGGGUUCGCCGCGUCGACCGGGGACAACCUGGAGCUCAACUGUGUGCUAAGUUGGAACAUGACGGUGGAGGAGCUACCGAAGGGCACGCUGGAGGAGUUACGGAAGGGCACGCCGGCGGGGCUGGUGAUCGGGCUAGCUGUUGGGAUCCCGGCGGCGGCGUUGGGGCUGGCCGGGGCGGCCGCCCUGGGCAUCUGGGCGUGGCUGCGGAGGGCGGCGGCGCGCGACCCGAACAUAGUAGGGACGCUGAAGAGCUUGCCGGGGAUGCCGAGGGAGUUCAAGUUCAGGGAUCUGAAGAGGGCGACGGAGAAUUUCGACGAGGGGAACAAGCUAGGGCAGGGAGGGUUCGGGGUGGUAUACAAGGGGGUGCUGACGGCGGAGAACCGGCAGGUGGCGGUGAAGAAGUUCUCAAGGGACCAGCUGAAGAGCAAGGACGACUUCUUGGCCGAGCUCACCAUCAUCAACCGCCUGCGCCACCGUCAUCUCGUCCCCUUGCUUGGGUGGUGUCACCAGAACGGGAUGCUGCUCCUGGUCUACGACUACAUGCCGAACGGGAGCCUCGACGGGCACAUCUUCUGUGGCCCGGAGACGACGCUAGAGUGGAGUCACCGCUUGAAGAUCGUUGCCGGCGUCGCCUCCGCACUCCACUACCUCCACGACGAGUUCGACCAGAAGGUCCUCCACCGCGACCUCAAGGCCAGCAACAUCAUGCUCGACUCCAACUUCAACGCCCGCCUCGGCGACUUCGGCCUCGCCCGCGCCAUCGACAACGAGAAAAACUCCUACGCCGAGCUCGAGGGCGUCCCGGGGACGAUCGGCUACAUCGCCCCCGAGUGCCUCCACACCGGCAAGGCCACCCGGGAGUCCGACAUCUUCGGCUUCGGCGCAGUCAUCCUCGAGGUGGUGUGCGGCCAGCGCCCGUGGAGGAGGGCCGGGUUCGACGGGUUCCAGUUCCUGGCGGACUGGGUGUGGUCGCUCCACCGCGACGGGCGGAUCCUGGAGGCGGUGGACGGGCGCCUGGGCAGGGACUACGCGGUGGAAGAGGCCCGGCGGCUGCUGCUCCUCGGGCUGGCUUGCUCGCACCCGAUUGCUGCCGAGAGGCCCAACACGCCCACCAUCGUGCAAAUCCUUUCCGGGUCAGUGGAAGUGCCGCACGUCCCACCUUUCAAGCCGGCGUUUGUCUGGCCCUCGGCGAGCCCGCUGAACGAGGAAGGAGACACCACGCACGUGGCGACGUUGAAUUUCAAUCCUCUGUCUCAACUGAUGAAUUCAGUGCGAGCAUCCAUGGCCGAUUGCUCUCAUCCCUCUUUCUCUUUCUAUCUUCUCUUUCUUCAUGGCGAGUCUGCAUAUGAUGAACCACAGCAGUGUCUUGUGAAGAAGAAGAGCUUGAACCAGUGUCUUGUGAAGAAGAAGAGCUUGAACUAUGUUGUUCUUGAUCAGAAGUACUGUUAG